AUGGUGGCGGUGUGCCCUGCUUGGGUUGAGCACCGCCUUGACCUCAGGGAAGAGAUCGGUGGCGGUGACCUCUCGCGCCCAGUCUUAGUCGAGGCCAUGGUGCGGAGCGAGAGGAAGUGCGAUGCCGUCUCCUCUUUCUGUGAAGCAGUUAUGCUCGCAAAGAAGGAGGCGACCAGCGUGAGGGAGCUACCCUUCUCCUCACGCCCCAGCCGCCGCAGUAGGCGACACUUCGGGCGUCGGGCAUCGAGAGACGAUCUCCAGCCACCCACAUAUACCGAGCACAGGUAUCUUAUUUGUACGAUUGGCGAGGAAUUAAAAGUGUGCCACAAACAUAGCGUGUUUACAGACGUCCGAGUUUGGUUCCGUGCUCACCGGAUCACAGUUGAAGCCUCAUCCAAAUUACUGGAGAAUAGCAUGUGUGAAUGGUUAUCACACGGGGAGUGGUGCGAUGUGAAGCUCCUGUGCGGCGGGCGCGCAUUCAGCGCACAUCGCGCCGUGCUCGCCAGCGUUAGUACUUUUCUUAGACGUCUUCUCCUUUCUUGUCCCACAGAUGAGUCUCCGAUUUUUAUCGCUUUACCAGAUUUCGACCUCGACGCUAUGUCAUCAGUCCUAUAUUACAUUUAUAAUGGCGAAGUUGUUGUUCCAAAAGAAAAGAUUGAAAUGUUCUUAGACAUUAUAAAAGCAAUGCAAAUAUUUGUUGACAAUCAAUAUUUGCCGCAAUUACCGGACGAGUUUAAAAAAAUCGAUUUGAGUGGUCAUUUGGAGACGGAUUUAAAGAAAACCAGUGUGUUUACUUUGGGAUACGAAGGCUGUAGCGAUCAACACUAUAUUAAUAUAAAGAAAGGCAAAGAAAUCCAGGAUGUAUUACAGUAUUCAGCAAGCAAUGCAGAUUGUAAAGAUAAAUUGGUACGUAGUCAGAAUCCAAGUGGAGAGCGUAAGUCUUCUUUAGGAAAUCUGAAAUCGCCUUAUGGAGACCGACAAAGGAACUCUUUUCUACGUGAUUUAUUUAUCGAGACAUAUCCUCGAAACGGUAAUGUUAACGGUCUGACGGCAGGCGUGCUAGCAAUAUCAAAUGAAUGCUAUCGUGCUCCGGCAUCUGUGCUCUUGACGAAUGCAAAUGGCAAACAUCUCGGCGGCGACUCUUCUCUCUUAGAUCCAUUUAAAAAAGCGAACGAACACAUCAGUCAUUCGCCUACAGUAUUUCACCUUCGUAAGCAGCAACGAUGCACUCGAGAUGAAUCAGAUUACGGUGAAACUAAGAAAACAAUGUAUGAACAAUCUCCUCUAAAACUUUGUUCGUCUGAGAAAACUAACACACAUGUUUUUGGUCACGACUUAAAAUCUGGACCAAUGGACAUAUUAACAAAUCACGUUCCAGUGCCAACAAAUCCUUUUCUUCAGUUUGGGAUACAGGACAAAUUCCUAUCAGGGUUCUAUGUACCGUCAUUGGAUUUUAGAAUCCCACCGUCACUAUUCGAUCCCAUGAAGCCGGUACAUAGAAACAAAGGUUUCAUAGACAGUCCUGGUAAUGAAACUAAUAAAGAUAUAGACAUGAGUCCAUCCAAUAAAGUAACUAUUUUAAAUCAUGUGCUGGAGAGUCCAUGGAGCCCUCGGAUACCAACUAAUUACAAACCGUUCCGAAGAAAAAUCGAUACUUCCGUACAGUCACAAUGUUCAAAACAAAAGUUGAUAGACACUAGCAUUAUUAACGAUAGUAAUAACAAUGUUCCGAAUGCAAAUAUAUCAUCAGCAACAGAAGUAGUUGAAGAAGUUGCCGUUGUCAAUGGUAUGAACAAAGUGACAACUGUUUCAAAUCAACAGAGAGAUGACUUCAAGUGUACAGUUUGUAAUCAGGUGUUCACCAGUAGCGAGCACCUCGCAGUGCACAUGCGCCGGCACUCCACCAACGCCAGGUACUCCUGUGGCGAAUGCGGGAAGACAUUCUCGCAGCUUCGUAACUUCAAGUACCAUAUGUCUAUACAUAGAGGUACCAGGGAGUUUGCAGCUACCUGUACUGUUUGUGGCAAGUACUUCAACGAUAGAGGAUAUCUCAGUAGCCACAUGAAGAUCCAUCGGAACCGCAAAGAAUACAAGUGUACACUUUGCCCCAAGUCUUUCAACCAACGCGUUGCUUACAACAUGCACGUGAGAAUUCAUACGGGUGUAAAACCUCAUGUGUGCGAAGAGUGUGGCAAGGCAUUUUCUCGAAAGAUGUUGCUGAAACAGCACCAGCGCACGCACUCCGGCGAGCGGCCGUACGCCUGCCCUCACUGCGACAAGCGUUUCGCCGACCGCUCCAACAUGACGCUACACUUGAGAUUACACACAGGUGUAAAGCCGUUUUCCUGUACGCUGUGUCCAAAAUCAUUCACGAAGAAGCAUCACUUGAAGUCUCAUUUGAACUUCCACACUGGAUCGAAGCCGUACUCGUGUCCGCGUUGUAAACUCGCCUUUACUCAAUCUUCCAACAUGAGGACUCAUUUGAAGAAAUGUCGAGCACCUGAGCCUACGACCAGCAGUGACCAGCCAGCCGACCAGAAUUCAACUGUUACUGAUAUAACAAAACCAAUAUUGUAA
Spodoptera exigua (beet armyworm) is the source of this 2577-nucleotide messenger RNA. NCBI's taxonomy places the organism in Eukaryota, Metazoa, Arthropoda, Insecta, Lepidoptera, Noctuidae. The record is from the annotation of a GenBank genome assembly.